GGCUAGGGAACAGCGAGCAGCCAGUGAUGCAUCCAGCCUACCGAGCAAGCCUGAGUUUGGGGUCAGGAACCGGUCUGACAAGAGAAUGGCAAUCCUGCCUGUAAACUGUCAAUAGGACUGCACAUUUGAGGAUGAACCUACCAGAAUACUGGAUCCAAAGGCGACACACCGAGAAAGAGAAUGUCAAGACAUAUUUCAGGACAUUGUGAGUGCUACUAAAGAUGUCCGAUAGUGUCGAUAUUGAAGAGAAACCACCAGCCCCCCCCUUGAGAAUGAACAGUAGUUCCCGAGACUCUUCGUUGUUGAAUCACGCCUCCAAACCACUCCCAAUGGCUCCCGAAGAGAAGAACAAGAAGGUCCGCCUGCGCUCUAUCUUCCCUGGGGGAGACAAAACAAACAAGAAGAAGGAGAAGGAACGUCCAGAGAUAUCCCUGCCCUCCGACUUUGAGCACACUAUCCAUGUGGGCUUCGAUGCUGUAACAGGAGAGUUCACUGGCAUUCCGGAACAGUGGGCCAGACUCCUCCAGACCUCCAACAUCACCAAGCUGGAGCAGAAGAAGAACCCCCAGGCCGUCCUGGAUGUUCUCAAGUUCUACGACUCCAAAGAAACCGUCAACAACCAGAAGUACAUGAGCUUCACGUCUGGAGACAAAUCAGCACAUGGAUACAUAGCUGCCAACACUCUGAACCGACUGCUGUCGUCUGGGCCUCCUAUCAGCCUUAGAACCUGCAGCGCAUUAUUUGACAAGGGUGCCAAGACCUCGUCAUCGGAGCCCCCAAUAGCCCCGCCUGUGUCGGAGGAGGAGGAUGAGGAGGAAGAAGAGGAGGAAGAGGAGGAGGAUGAUGACGAUGAACCACCACCCGUCAUUGCACCGAGACCCGAGCACACUAAAUCUAUCUACACACGCUCCGUCAUGGAGCCCACCAAGCCUCCCACCCCCGUGAAGGAGGUCACCACCCCUCCAGAGUCCCAGGUCCAGCCGGACAACACGUCCAGCACCCUGUACCGCCACACCGACCGGCAAAGGAAGAAGUCCAAGAUGACAGACGAGGAGAUUCUGGAGCGGCUGAGGAGCAUUGUGAGUGUUGGGGACCCCAAAAAGAAGUACACUCGAUUUGAGAAAAUAGGACAGGGAGCCUCUGGAACUGUGUACACAGCCAUCGACAUUGCAACCGGCCAGGAAGUGGCCAUAAAGCAGAUGAACCUGCAGCAGCAGCCCAAGAAGGAACUCAUCAUUAAUGAGAUCCUGGUGAUGAGGGAAAACAAGAACCCCAACAUUGUCAACUACCUGGACAGUUACCUGGUAGGAGAUGAGUUGUGGGUGGUGAUGGAGUAUCUGGCCGGAGGUUCUCUGACUGACGUGGUGACCGAGACCUGCAUGGACGAGGGCCAGAUCGCUGCUGUCUGCAGAGAGUGUCUACAAGCUCUGGACUUCCUCCACUCCAACCAGGUGAUCCACAGAGACAUCAAGAGCGACAACAUCCUGCUAGGGAUGGACGGCUCCGUCAAGCUGACGGACUUUGGCUUCUGCGCCCAGAUCACCCCGGAGCAGAACAAGCGCAGCACCAUGGUGGGCACGCCCUACUGGAUGGCUCCAGAGGUGGUGACCCGCAAGGCCUACGGGCCCAAGGUGGACAUCUGGUCCCUGGGCAUCAUGGCCAUAGAGAUGGUGGAGGGAGAACCUCCAUACCUCAACGAGAAUCCCCUCAGGGCUCUGUACCUGAUAGCCACCAACGGCACGCCAGAGCUCCAGAACCCAGAGCGGCUGUCGUCUGUGUUCAGGGACUUCCUCAACCGCUGCCUGGAGAUGGACGUGGACCGCAGAGGCGCGGCCAAGGAGCUCCUCCAGCAUUCCUUCCUGAAGUUAGCCAAGCCCCUCUCCAGUCUGACCCCCCUGAUUGUAGCAGCAAAGGAAGCCAUUAAGAACAGCAGCCGCUAGGGGGCGAUGUGUGCCCACACACACACACACGGUGCUGUCUCCCUGGUGUGUGGGGUUUGAGUGAUGGUCCCAGCUCAAGGACGGAACACCUGCCUCCUGCUGAGGCUUGACAAACCACACCACUUCCUCCUGUCCUCCUCGCUGUACUCACGGAGCAGUUAGUCAGAAAUGCGCGAGCGCUCACCUGGCGCGUGCGCGUGUGUGUGUGUGUGCGGUCCCGGAAGGUUAAAAAAAACAAAAAGACAAAGGAAAAUUACGAAAAAACUACUUUUUUUUCAGGAAUGACAGAGCAAGAGAGAGAAGCAGGGAGAACAGUGGCAUUAGGAGCUUGUAUUAUCUUCCCUGUCUCAGCUUUUCUCUCUUCUCCUCCAGCCCCUUCUAAAACACACCACCAGGCCACACCUGCAGUGACCAAUAGACAUGAGACACACUCUGGGCCUCUGGAACCACCUGCAUGACUAUGGCUCUGUAUAACCAAUCUGCUCAUCCUUUGCAGACGAUCCUGUGUGUGUGUGUGUGUGUGUGUGUGUGUGUGUGUGUGUGUGUGUGUUUUGUGUGUGUGUGCGUUUGUGUUUUUUUGGGGGGGUAUUAAUAUAAGAAAAGUAGGAAUGUAGAGAGGUAGCGAAUAUCUAUCACAGCCAUAUGGCUUUUGCACUCCUGGGUGGACGUUUCCAGACAGCCUUCAACUGAGAGGUUGACAGAGAUAGGCUGCACUGGGGCUGCACUGGGGCUGCACUGGGGCUGCACUGGGGCUGCACUGGGGCUGCACUGGGGCUGCAGUGCAGCCUAUCUAUCACCACUGACUUUCUGUUGGAGCUCUGGGCUAGGAGUCAAGAUUCAAAGUCAAAACUUAAAGGUCAAAUUUUUAAGAAUAGUUUUUCAUAAUUAAGUUUAGAAAAUGAAGGCCCAUGUCUUGUGAUAGGCAUCGUUCAAGACUUCAGAUUGGGUAGUCGUUAUCCACGUCUGUAUUCAGUCAGACAUUUGACAUUGAGGGGAUGUAGUGCAGCUCAUUGUGUUCGUGUGAUUGUUAUAUGGGGAUUUUCGGUCAACGGCGGUCUUGA
Molecule: messenger RNA, 3001 nt
Organism: Hypomesus transpacificus
Lineage: Eukaryota; Metazoa; Chordata; Actinopteri; Osmeriformes; Osmeridae
Product: serine/threonine-protein kinase PAK 3
Exons: 16
Coding region: 222-1940 (572 amino acids)
Biological process (GO): intracellular signal transduction; regulation of actin cytoskeleton organization; regulation of MAPK cascade
Cellular component (GO): cytoplasm
Molecular function (GO): ATP binding; protein serine/threonine kinase activity
Source: RefSeq, a predicted model, not a curated record